This is a messenger RNA of Anoplophora glabripennis (Asian longhorned beetle), 4458 nucleotides long. RefSeq names its product aminopeptidase N. Gene Ontology annotation, cellular component: cytoplasm. Gene Ontology annotation, biological process: peptide catabolic process; proteolysis. The record is from RefSeq and is a predicted model, not a curated record. Gene Ontology annotation, molecular function: metalloaminopeptidase activity; zinc ion binding; peptide binding. Lineage: Eukaryota; Metazoa; Arthropoda; Insecta; Coleoptera; Cerambycidae. The transcript is spliced from 18 exons. Bases 94 to 4251 code for a protein of 1385 amino acids.
UGAACUUGAACGCACAUUUAGAAGCAGUCUGCCUACCGAGGGGGACUGUCACUGAGUUAGUUGGUUGUUUCUCGGUCAACGAUUCGUCAGAACAUGAUUCGGUUGACAUAUUUCGUUCUGACAUGUCUACUAGUCGCCAGCGGAUACCGCCUACCCAGGGAUGUUAUUCCUGAACAUUAUAAGCUGGAGAUAAUUUCAUACUUAGGAGUCAAGGACAAUUUCGAUUUCGAUGGGAAGGUCUGGAUACAGACAACAUGUCUCCGCCCUACCCGAAACAUCACGCUGCACUCCAAGAACCUGGAGCUGAAAGAAAAUGAGUUCGCCGUAAGGGACAUCUCCAGCAACGACCCUAAAACCGUGAAGAUCUCCAAAGUGGAGCUAGUCAGAGAAAACGACUUCCUCGUGAUCCGUCUCGGGGAAACCCUGAAGGAGGACCACAAGUACGAGAUCUUCAUCGCCUUCAAAGGAAAGAUGGACGACGGUCUGGCAGGUUUCUACAGGAGCAGCUACCUCGACAAGAAGAAGAACGAGAAGGUAUGGCUCGGCGUUACUCAAUUCGAGGCCAUCUCGGCCAGAAUGGCUUUUCCUUGCUUCGACGAGCCGGAUAUGAAGGCUACUUUUGAUAUCAGCAUUGGAAGGAAGGACGGAUAUAGGGCUAUCAGCAACAUGCCGCUGCUUCAAACGGAGCCACUCAAGGAGAAGGAGGGGUGGUUCUGGGACAGGUUCGACAGCUCAGUCCCCAUGUCCACCUACCUAGUGGCCUACAUCGUAUCAGACUUCGAAUAUAAGACAGCGGACCCCAUCGAAAACAACAACGUCUCUUUCAGGAUCUGGGCCAGAAAAGACGCUUUAGAUCAAGUCGAUUUCGCCAAAGAGGUUGGCCCCAAGGCCCUGGACUACUACGAGAAGUUCUUCGACGUCAAAUACCCCCUCCCCAAACAGGACAUGGUGGCCAUCCCCGAUUUCAGCGCGGGCGCCAUGGAAAACUGGGGCCUCAUCACCUACAGAGAGGCCUACCUGCUCUACGACCCGAAGGUUUCCUCCAAGAUGAGCCAGCACCACGUGGCGAGCGUGAUCGCCCACGAGUUGGCCCACCAGUGGUUCGGAAACCUGGUUACCAUGAAGUGGUGGACCGACCUUUGGUUGAACGAAGGGUUCGCCACUUACAUGGCGAGCUUAGCCGUGGACAAGUUGUUCCCUCAGUGGAACUCCUUGCAGGAGGAGGCAGCCAGCAAUAUGAUCAGCGUGUUCUCGUUUGAUUCUCUGAGGACGUCCCAUCCCGUGUCUGUGCCCAUAGGAGAUCCCAAGGAAAUAGAGGAGAUCUUCGAUACCAUCUCCUACAAGAAGGGAUCUUCCCUUAUUCGAAUGAUGACUCUGUUCCUGGGCGAAGAAGUGGUAAGGAAAGGAGUCAGCAACUACCUCAAAAAGCACAAAUUCAAUAACGCUGAACAAGACGACCUUUGGGAAUCCCUCACCGAGGAGGCGCACAAAAAUAACAUCAUCCCCAAAACCUUAACCGUUAAGACCAUCAUGGAUACCUGGACUUUACAAACCGGGUACCCAGUGAUCACAGUUAACAGGAACUACAAGAGGAAGAGUGUUGAAAUAUCACAGAGGAGAUAUUUGAGGGAUAUACUCAGCCCUAAAGACGACGCCAACUCGUGUUGGUGGAUACCACUAAGUUACUCCACCAAACAGCACUUGGAUUUCAAUAGAACCACGCCAGACCAUUGGCUAUCCUGCCCCAGCCAAAGUCAAGUCGUUGAAGAUGUUGCCGACGAAAACGACUGGGUUAUAUUCAACAAUCAGAUGGCGGGUAUUUACAAAGUAAACUAUGACGAAGAAAACUGGAAGCUGAUCAUAAAAACUCUACAAAGUAGGCAGUACGUUGCAAUUCCCACGCUCAACAGGGUGCAACUCAUCAGUGAUUCUGCUGACUUGGCUUUCAUAGGGAACCUGAAGUACGACAUCUUCUUUGACUUGGUGAAUUACUUGAAGGCUGAUGAUGAAUACCUGCCUUGGAAAGCCGCACUUGGAAAGACCAGCGGGUUGACUACCCACUUGAAAAAGAGCGACAUCUAUGGACUUUAUAAAGAAUAUAUGCAGAAGCUGUUAAGCCCCAUUUAUGAAAAGUUGGGUGGGCUAGAAAUACCAGCGUCUAGUGCCGAUAAGCUCGAUUUAAUAAAACUCCAAGUUCUCAUCGCGAGUAAGGCCUGCAAGUUCGAGGUUGCCAACUGCAUAGCUCAUUGCCAAAACUUAUUUAAGGAGUUUACCAAAAAUCCCAACGCUACCGAUUUAAUCCCUAAAGAUUUAAAAGGGGUAGUCUACUGCACAACUCUGAAGCACGGCGGGGAAGAGGAAUGGGAGUUCUUGUGGAAGCACUACAAAAAUUCAAAUGUCGCAACAGAGAAGAACACCAUUCUGAGCGCUCUGGGAUGCACGAAACAAGUCCCAUUGCUGACGAGAUACCUGGAAUGGUCCUUGGACGACUCCAUCAUCAGGAGGCAGGACAGCAGCUCUGUAUUCAGCUCUGUCGCUAGGAAUGACGUUGGAUACGACAUUGCUAAAAACUUCUUUUACAACAAAGUCGACCAAAUCUUCAAACAUUUGCAACCAAACAAAAGGAGGAUCAGCAGGUUCCUUUCAUCUGUAGCUAAUCAAAUGAUUGAAGAAAAGGAGCAAACUGAGGUGUCUGUGCCCAUAGGAGAUCCCAAGGAAAUAGAGGAGAUCUUCGACACCAUCUCCUACAAGAAGGGCUCUUCCCUUAUUCGAAUGAUGACUCUGUUCCUGGGCGAAGAAGUGGUAAGGAAAGGAGUCAGCAACUACCUCAAAAAGCACAAAUUCAAUAACGCCGAGCAAAACGACCUUUGGGAAUCCCUCACCGAGGAGGCGCACAAAAAUAACAUCAUCCCCAAAACCUUAACCGUUAAGACCAUCAUGGAUACCUGGACUUUACAAACCGGGUACCCAGUGAUCACAGUUAACAGGAACUACAAGAGGAAGAGUGUUGAAAUAUCACAGAGGAGAUAUUUGAGGGAUAUACUCAGCCCUAAAGACGACGCCAACUCGUGUUGGUGGAUACCACUAAGUUACUCCACCAAACAGCACUUGGAUUUCAAUAAAACCACGCCAGACCAUUGGCUAUCCUGCCCCAGCCAAAGCCAAGUCAUUGAAGAUGUUGCCGACGAAAACGACUGGGUUAUAUUCAACAAUCAGAUGGCGGGUAUUUACAAAGUAAACUAUGACGAAGAAAACUGGAAGCUGAUCAUAAAAACUCUGCAAAGUAGGCAGUACGUUGCAAUUCCCACGCUCAAUAGGGUACAACUCAUCAGUGAUUCUGCUGACUUGGCUUUCAUAGGGAACCUGAAGUACGACAUCUUCUUUGACUUGGUGAAUUACUUGAAGGCUGAUGAUGAAUACCUGCCUUGGAAAGCCGCACUUGGAAAGACCAGCGGGUUGACUACCCACUUGAAAAAGAGCGACAUCUAUGGACUUUAUAAAGAAUAUAUGCAGAAGCUGUUAAGCCCCAUUUAUGAAAAGUUGGGUGGGCUAGAAAUACCAGCGUCUAGUGCCGAUAAGCUCGAUUUAAUAAAACUCCAAGUUCUCAUCGCGAGUAAGGCCUGCAAGUUCGAGGUUGCCAACUGCAUAGCUCAUUGCCAAAACUUAUUUAAGGAGUUUACCAAAAAUCCCAACGCUACCGAUUUAAUCCCUAAAGAUUUAAAAGGGGUAGUCUACUGCACAACUCUGAAGCACGGCGGGGAAGAGGAAUGGGAGUUCUUGUGGAAGCACUACAAAAAUUCGAAUGUCGCAACGGAGAAGAACACCAUUCUGAGCGCUCUGGGAUGCACGAAACAAGUCCCAUUGCUGACGAGAUACCUGGAAUGGUCCUUGGACGACUCCAUCAUCAGGAGGCAGGACAGCAGCUCUGUAUUCAGCUCUGUCGCUAGGAAUGACGUUGGAUACGACAUUGCUAAAAACUUCUUUUACAACAAAGUCGACCAAAUCUUCAAACAUUUGCAACCAAACAAAAGGAGGAUCAGCAGGUUCCUUUCAUCUGUAGCUAAUCAAAUGAUUGAAGAAAAGGAGCAAACUGAGCUGGAACAAUUCAUAGAAAAGAACAAAGAAAACUUCUCUGAAGUGAAGAAAGGGGUGGAACAAUCUCUCGAAACCGUCAAGAUCAACGUUCAAUGGCAGAAGAAGCACGCUGAAGCGAUCCACAGAAUCCUCGCAAAGUGCUCCACGACAAUGUAAAAAAAAAUAGUCGUUAAUUAUAAACAAAACUUUUAUUUAAAUGAUGAAAUAUUAAAUUUAUAUUAUUUAUACAAACAAACCUGUCAUUUAUUUAUUGUUGCCACGCUGUAUUAAAUUAUACGUACUUAAAUUAAUUUUUAUAUUAUUUAUAUAAUUUAUAAUUGUUAAAGUAAAAUAUUUACAAAUAUUAAUAAAAAUAAAACUGUA